Molecule: messenger RNA, 1413 nt
Organism: Solea solea (common sole)
Lineage: Eukaryota; Metazoa; Chordata; Actinopteri; Pleuronectiformes; Soleidae
Gene: anxa5b
Product: annexin A5b
Exons: 13
Coding region: 200-1153 (317 amino acids)
Biological process (GO): negative regulation of coagulation
Cellular component (GO): cytoplasm
Molecular function (GO): calcium-dependent phospholipid binding; calcium ion binding
Source: RefSeq, a predicted model, not a curated record
GCGCCACCCGUCACGCUCUCACGCGCACAUAAGAGUUUUUCCGAGUGGGUUUUCUCUCUCCACGUCUUUCUCCUCUUCCUCCUGCUCCUGCUGCUGUGUGCUCAGACUCUCUGUCUCCUUCAUCACCGGGCUUCAUCUGUCUGCUGCGACUUUUGUGAUUUUCUUCUCGCCGUUGAUAUAAACUCCCAGCACCCUCAAAAUGGCCAGCAGAGGAACUGUAAAACCCAGCGGAAACUUCAAUGCCAGUGCAGAUGCCGAGACUCUGCGCAAGGCCAUGAAAGGCCUGGGGACUGAUGAGGAUGCCAUCUUGGAGCUGUUGACAUCUCGCAGCAACGCCCAGAGGCAGGAGAUCAAGACCACAUACAAGACUCUGUUUGGGAAGGAUCUGAUCAGCGACCUGAAGGGGGAGCUCGGAGGCAAAUUUGAGACCCUGAUAGUGGCUCUGAUGACCCCACCCCUCGCCUAUGAUGUGACAUUACUUCGCAAUGCCAUCAAGGGGGCAGGAACGGAUGAGAAGGUGCUGGUGCAAAUCCUUGCCUCCAGAACUCCUCAGCAAGUGAAGGACAUUGUAGCUUCUUACAGACAGGAGUACGAUGAUGACCUGGAGGAGGACAUUUGUGGCGAUACUUCAGGUCAUUUCAAGAGACUCCUGGUUAUUCUCCUGCAGGCAAACAGACAGACAGGGAUCCAGGGGGCAGAGAUUGAGAAUGAUGCUCAGGUUAUGUUCAAGGCAGGAGAGCAGAAGUUUGGCACUGAUGAACAAAAGUUUGUCACCAUCCUUGGCAACCGCAGUGCAGAACAUCUCAGAAAAGUGUUUGAUGCCUACAUGAAGAUGACUGGAUAUGAGAUGGAGGAGACCAUCAAGAGGGAAACUUCUGGAAACCUGAGAGACCUGCUCCUCGCUGUAGUAAAGUGUGCCAGGGACGUUCCAACCUACUUUGCUGAGACUCUGUACUACGCCAUGAAGGGCGCAGGUACUGACGACGACACCCUGAUCAGAGUGAUGGUGAGUCGGAGUGAGGUGGACAUGUUGGACAUCAGAGCUGCGUUCAGGAGGUUGUUUGCCUGCUCUCUACAUUCAAUGAUCAAGGGAGAUACAAACGGUGAUUACCGUAAGGCCUUACUGUUGCUCUGUGCUGGAGAUGAUGCGUAACCGUGGCAACAAGCACAACACGGCCCAUUAGGCCCUUUUAAACCAUGAGUCCAAAUGUUGUCUUUGAAGGGUAGCUAACAUUUUGUUUAUGUCCACAUUAUUGCAGCUUUCUGGUCAACUAAUCUUAACUAUAGCUAAUCAUUAAUCAUUUCAACGUAUCUGAAAUAUUCACCUUGAAACUGCAUUUGUUUUGUUUGCACAUUGUAUGGCAGAACCAGUAUGCAUAAAUAAACAUUUCAUUAAAUGUGUGCAACAGUGAA